UCACGCAGGGCCCUAUAAAAAGCUAACGAAGCAACCAUCGCAGGGGGACGCAGAACCAAAAACAGAGAGGAGCUCGAGAGAAACAGGGGACUUCAACUUCCCCUCACCUAGUUAAUCCCAUCAACCAAACAAAAACAUGAAAACGGAGAAAAAGGGACCAAGAGAAAGAAAACAAAAGGAGAGACUGGGGAAGCAUCGUCCAACCGGUGUGUCAUCGCCUGCGGCUCCGUCUCCAGCACAAGUAUAAAGAUUGCAGUCUAAUGCUUGUAUCAUUACUUUCAGGUAUAAAUGUGAUUCCAUCUAAAAUAAAAUAAAAUAAAAGAGGCAGCCCAUUUUCACUCAUCUAGUCUUUUUCUGUGGCCAGGUUCAGCCUACUCAUCUGGCCCAUGUUAACAACACCACCUCUCUUAAAUCCGCGCGCUCCUUCCCUUUUCCAAAUUUCCUAUACAAACACAGCUUUGGCGUUCGUUUCCCAUGUAGAGUUUGGAUCCUCGUAAAUUUAUAUUUAUGUUGCCUUUCAAAACUCUCAGGACAUUUCUCACAAAACAUUUGUUGUCUCAAUCUUACAUAAUUUUUCCUUCUCACUAUUUCAAUAUUCCCAUAAAAUGCCUUCACCAAUCCAAACCCCAAAACCUCACCAGAUUUUUCACCAGAAAACCAAGAAACCCAAAACCCAAAUCACCAUCGUCAAAUGUAAUAGAACCCCAAAAAAUUUACAUGAGGGACAUUAUCUCAAACAUAUACAAAAUCUUGAAAUACUCAACGUGGGACUCGGCACAAGAAGAGCUAACAAAACUAAAUAUCAAAUGGGAUUCUUUUACAGUCAAUCAAAUACUUAAAACCCAUCCACCGAUGGAAAAGGCUUGGCUUUUUUUUAACUGGGCUUCAAAGUUGAAACGGUUUAAGCAUGACCAGUUUACUUACACAACCAUGCUUGAUAUUUUUGGAGAAGCUGGAAGGAUUGAGUCGAUGAAGUAUGUAUUCAAGAAAAUGCAAGAAAUGGGGUUAAAAAUUGAUGUUGUUACCUAUACUUCAAUCUUGAAUUGGGUCUCAAAGUCUGGUGAUGUUGACGGAGCAGUGAAAAUUUGGAAAGAAAUGAGAGAAAAUAUGUGUUUUCCUACUGUUGUUUCGUAUACGGCUUAUCUAAAGGUUUUGUUCGAUAAUAAGAGAGUGAAAGAGGGUAUUGAUGUUUAUAAGGAGAUGCUUGAAUCUGGGAUUUCUCCAAAUUGUCAUACAUAUACUGUUCUAAUGGAGCAUCUUGUUGUUACUGGCAAAUACCAAGAAACCCUUGAGAUUUUUAGCAAAAUGCAAGAAGCAGGGGUACAACCUGAUAAAGCUGCAUGCAAUAUUUUGGUUGAGAGAUGUUGCAAAGCAGGGGAGACAACGACAAUGACCCACAUUCUUCAAUAUAUGAAACAAAAUCAUCUCGUUCUUCGUUACCCUGUAUUUAUGGAAGCACUCGAAACUCUAAAAGAUGCUGGUGAGAGUGAUGCUCUCCUCAGGAAAGUUAAUCCUCAUAUUGAUACUGAAUCAAUUGGUGAUGUGGAUGCCUUUGAGACUAUGACAACUGUUGGUGAUGAUGCUUUAGAUGGAGGUCUUGUACUGAUACUCUUGAGAAAGCAGAAUCUCGUAGCAGUUGACCAUUUGCUUGCUGGUAUAAUGGAUAAGAAUAUACUACUGGAUUCUCGGAUUGUUGCAACCAUCAUUGAAAGAAACAUUGAUCACCAAAGACCUGAUGGUGCUUUGUUGGCCUUUGAAUACAGCAUGAAAAUGGGUAUACAACUUGAAAGAACAUCAUAUCUUGCUUUGAUAGGCAUGUCGAUAAGAUCAGACACAUUUCUGAAGGUGGUGGACAUUGCUGAAAAAAUGACCGUGGCUGGGCAUUCUCUUGGAGUGUAUCAAGCUGCACUCUUAAUUUAUAGGCUUGGGUGCGCUAAAAGGCCUACUUGUGCUGUAAAGAUUUUUGAUUUAUUGCCUGAAGGCCAGAAGUGCACUGCCACUUAUACUGCUCUAGUUAGCGUAUUUUUCUCUGCUGGUAGUCCACAAAAAGCACUUCAGAUUUACGAAAACAUGAAAAGGGAAGGGAUACAUCCUUCUUUAGGUACUUACAAUGUUCUAUUAGCUGGUCUAGAAAGUAGCGGCAGAAUCAGUGAAGCAAAAACAUAUAGGAAGGAAAAAAAGGGACUGCUGAUUAAUAAUCAUCAUCAGAAUAGUGUCCCCAUGGGGCAAAAGAUUUGUAACCUUCUGUUUGCCAGCCAUUUGGUAUCUUGACACCAUUUUGGACAAGCGUUCUCAUGCUAAUGGCAUCGCCAAGAAAAGGUAUAAUGUGGCAUGCUGUAAGUGGAUUGUAUGUUGAGCUGACAGCACCAUGUACAUGCUCAGGAGAGUGGCAGGGAGUAGUGGCUGUUCUCAGCUCUGAAAAGUCAAAUUGCCACUUAGAUAGAGUUCUCAUUUUGGCAUGCUUGUAUUAUGAGUGUCUCUAUCAACUGCGUAAACACAGAAAAGACAGAAGUGUGCUUGCUGAUGUUUUCAAAGUUUAUAUAUUUAGAGUCUUUAUAUUUUUUUA
Molecule: messenger RNA, 2566 nt
Organism: Populus trichocarpa (black cottonwood)
Lineage: Eukaryota; Viridiplantae; Streptophyta; Magnoliopsida; Malpighiales; Salicaceae
Product: pentatricopeptide repeat-containing protein At2g01390
Exons: 3
Coding region: 508-2271 (587 amino acids)
Molecular function (GO): protein binding
Source: RefSeq, a predicted model, not a curated record